Molecule: messenger RNA, 1147 nt
Organism: Ostrinia nubilalis (European corn borer)
Lineage: Eukaryota; Metazoa; Arthropoda; Insecta; Lepidoptera; Crambidae
Product: TATA box-binding protein-like 1
Exons: 4
Coding region: 284-1147 (287 amino acids)
Biological process (GO): DNA-templated transcription initiation
Molecular function (GO): DNA binding; general transcription initiation factor activity
Source: RefSeq, a predicted model, not a curated record
AUGGCUCAUUCAUUCAUUCGUCCAAAUGGAACAUGGCGGUGCUAGGCAGGAUGUGCAUAAGUCUGUAAUUUUUGCAUUUAUCAACGAGUUGCAGAUUCAAGAUUAAUUUUAGUUUCUUUUUGUUCUACUUUGUGUAUUGAUUACCUAAUUAGUGAAAAAUAUAUCCCUGCCAAAGGGAUUGUCGUUGGACUUAUAAUUUUUGCGAUGAUAAUUAUUACUUCAUUGGUGGUGUAAAAAUAAUUGUGACAAAUAUACCUCAUUAUCUCAGCAAGGCGUGGUGGUCAUGGCUACGCUCAUCCAAGAGAAUGGCAUCAAGGAGUUGAGCAAAGGCACCCACGGCGUGGUGUCGAACCAUGGCAUCACCGCGCACAGCGUCGCCAGCCACAUGGUGCCGGACCACGAAUACUGCGAGGCGGGCGCCGCCGCCGCGCCCGCGCCCGCGCCCGCGCCCGCCGCCGACGACGACGACACGCCCGAAAUAGACAUCAUGAUAAACAAUGUCGUGUGCAGUUUUAGUGUUAAGUGCCACCUCAAUCUGAGACAGAUCGCGUUGAACGGUGUUAACGUCGAGUUCCGCCGCGAGAACGGAAUGGUGACGAUGAAGCUGCGGCGGCCCUACACCACGGCGUCGAUUUGGUCGUCGGGCCGCAUCACGUGCACGGGCGCCACGAGCGAGGACCAGGCCAAGGUGGCGGCCCGGCGGUACGCGCGCGCGCUCCAAAAGCUCGGCUUCCAGGUCCGCUUCCAAAACUUCCGCGUCGUCAACGUCCUAGGCACCUGCCGAAUGCCCUUCGGCAUCCGCAUCAUAGCCUUCUCCAAUAAAUACAAAGAAGCAGAUUAUGAACCAGAGCUACAUCCAGGUGUUACGUAUAAACUAUACAAUCCUAAAGCUACAUUGAAAAUAUUUUCUACGGGUGGUGUCACAAUUACAGCGCGCAGCGUGAACGACGUGCAGUCGGCGGUGGAGCGCAUCUUCCCGCUGGUGUACGAGUUCCGCAAGCCGCGCUCGGCGGCCGACGAGGAGGCGCUGCGGCAGAAGCGCGCGGGCCGCGCCGGCGCCGCGCCCGCUGCCGCGCCGCCGCCGCCGCCCGCCGACCCCAUGCACCUCGUCACGCUGUCCGACGACGACAACGACGCCUGGGAGUGA